AUGCAUCCAUCUCACCACCCAGGUCGGAUUCUACGUCUGGAUUGUCCAACUUGUGAGUGGGAGGUGGAACAGCCUGAAGACGGGAAUGUGUAUAUGAGCUACGUGGUACGCCUCGAGUGUCUGAAGUCUGUCAAGUGGACGUCACCCAGCGGCACUGAUGAGCUUUUGCAUGCUACUGGUUACUUAGACUGGGCUGGAGAAGCUCGCUGCGUCUUUUGCACUCGCAACGAUGCCACAAAGCUUUGGGCAUGCAGCCCAUUCUACACGAAACGUCCUUUUACAAGCGAUGGCUUCACGGGGCGUUCCAUGAUCCAUUACAAGGACCCCAUCACCGAGUUGGAGCGUAUCAUCAUUCCAACAGGCAAGGAUGGUGUCACCCGGGGCCACUACGAUCCCAACAGCCCUAUCCGCGUGUCCUUCGACAAUCACAUUGAGUCUGGCACAGCAAAUCUUCCGCAGCGGCCACUCGCAGUAGCUGAAAUGGACGGCCAUGUGUACAUUGCUGUGGGCUCCCUCCUCAUGAAGCGAUCACAGGGAAACACGGAUGCAACCUGGACUACGGUUCUCGACAUGCUGCAACAUGAUACCUCGGUCACACAGGUGGACGAGUCGGUGGGCGGACCCCGUGGUCUCACCGCAAUCGACAAUCCCGCAAGCGCCAACGGUAAAUCAUUUCUGGUGGCAUGGAACCCAAACGGGCGCUCACAGGGCUGCAUUUAUCGGUUAGAUCCAAAGACGAACGCGGAUGGUUUCGAUGUGACACAGGAAAAGUGUGUGAAGCAAAUUAUGAGGGACAGUUACGAAGCAAAUGGGAAGUUUCCCUACGCACUUGCAGCAUACAACGACAUCCUAGCAGUGCCUGCAAGGAAUGGUGGCACGGUGCACUUCAUCGGUUUCAUGGUGCUGCUAUGGGGCCCGACUGCAUCUUCUCUUCCUGCGAAUCCUGGCCAGUGGAACGGGGAUGCAAGUGCGUCGUAUUGGGCAGGUGGUGGUUACAUGAUUCGCCGGUCGCUGUCACAGUAUGAAACGCGAGAAGUCGGUGGCAGGAGAUGCCGCGCAGACCAAGUCGAUCCAGUGCUCACAGCAGUUCGAGCAUAUGCCUUGUCCCCGUUCCCAGAACAGAGUGGUGUCUAUUUCGGCGGCUACGACUGCAAUUUCUUUACGUCAGACAACACGGCCUGGAUCUUCUGGGGUUCAGAUUGCGUCACACAGGACAUUCCAGAAGUCGCUGCCACUGGCUGUGAGCAGCCUGCCACCCCAGGAGCUACAUGCACCACGAUAGGCACAACUACAACUUCACAACAGCAAUCACCUGCUGCGGCGGGGAAUACAACGACGACAACAGAGGUUGUUGCAGACGAGACGACAGCUGGGACUACCGGCACAACGCCUCAGGUCAGUAGCACCACAACUGCAGAGGCUGCAGAGGAGGGCAACACAACGGCCACGACACUUGCAGUUGCAGACAAGACAACAACGCUUCAGGGUAUGCUCAGUGGCAGCUCACGGCUAUACUGCUGCCUCUACGUGCUUCCCUGGAUUCUGUUAUAUUUGCAGCGACUGCUUGCGCAACUUUAG
Molecule: messenger RNA, 1578 nt
Organism: Symbiodinium pilosum
Lineage: Eukaryota; Dinophyceae; Suessiales; Symbiodiniaceae
Source: the annotation of a GenBank genome assembly